AGGCGCGGCGGCGGCGCAGGGAGCGGGCGGCGGCGGCGCAGGCGGAGGGGGUGGCUCCCCCUCCCUGUCUGUCCCCUUCUCCCGGCGGCGGUGGCUCCUUCAUGAGGGCGCCCAGGGCUGGCGGCAGGUUCCCGUGAGGAGCGGUGGGCGGGGCCUGGCGCUCGUCUCCCGCUGGCCCCCGCGCGGGCCCGGCGGUAGCGGCAGGUGCAACAUUUGAAACAUGAACAGCAAUACGCGUUACCAGUUUUCAAAGCUGGAACACAGUUGUCUGCGACGUUUCCAAACUAACCUUUACACAAGGAAUUUGUAAAUCCUUUGUAAUGGCCAACAAGAAAGAACCUCCUUUCUUCAAUGAUGAUAACGUGGGACCGUUUCACUACAAACUUCCUUUUUAUGAAACUAUGGAGCUCUUCAUUGAGACACUUACAGGAACGUGCUUUGAGCUGCGAGUGGCUCCCUUUGAAACAGUGAUUUCUGUGAAAGCUAAAAUUCAAAGAUUAGAAGGUAUUCCUGUCUCUCAGCAGCACUUAAUUUGGAAUAAUGUGGAGUUGGAGGAUGACUAUUGCUUGAAUGAUUAUAACAUUUCAGAAGGUUGCACUUUGAAGCUGGUACUGGCUAUGCGAGGUGGGCCUAUUAACACUAGAAGAGUUCCUGUGGAAGACCCUAUUAGGGAAAUGGCUGAAUACAUGGACCCCAGUCGAGAUGAGGUCUGGGAGAAGGGGCCAUCCAACAAACAGGUUACCUUCUUGGUGUACCGGGAAGGAGAUCAGUUGAAUUUCUUCCGUGUUGUAGACAGGGGGGAUGGCACUUUAACACCAUUAUCUGAAUCUUUAAGUGGUGGUUCAGUUUAUAACUUAUACACAGAUGACGACGAAGAAACAGAGGCAUCUCCUUCUGGCCAACAGAUUAUUGAGAACUCGAUUACUAUGAAUAAAAUGAAACUGCUCAAGGCAAAGAUGGAGAACAUGAAUCUCAGUAAAAAGCCUAAGAAGACUGUCAAGGUGAAACCUCGUCCACCUAUAGCUCCUCGACCAUCUAGCAGUUCAGCAGCAGCUGCUCGCCACCGGUUUUUAAGAGUACUCCCCCACAUUGGACAGUCCUGCCUACCUCCUCCUGGGAAUUCAUAUCCCUCGGAGUCUUCCCAGAAUGCACUUUCAGCUUUGGCUACUUUGGCCACUGCUGGUAGAACAAUGCCAUCCAUUACUAGUGACUUUCUUAAGGAAGAUGACAACUGGGAGAGCACCUCCCGGUCUCAGUCAGUUAAUAGCAUUCGACUACCACCGAAAAUAUCUCGUGUUGAACUAGAAAAUGCAAAACUACCUACAAAUAACUUCCUUCCCCCUGUCCCAUCGCUGCCUAUAAAUUCAGAAAAAGCUUUAGAAAAUGUGACAUCCACAAAUGAGGACGAUCCUGUCUUGUAUCCACAUCUAACAAACGUAGAACUGUGUGCAACAGAAGACAAGCUUCUACCUGAAACAGAUGCUUUUGCUUUGUUAGCAGAAGCAAACACUGCUGAACAGUAUAGUGAAUUAUAUGGAAUAGGGAAGGUAAACCCAGAGCUUGGACUGUCUGAUGGGGAUGACGAGUCUAAGGCUGUAGAACAGCAUAGCAAACCCAUUACAAAAAUCCUGAGCGCUACAACAAUGGAGGCUGGACUUCUCAACACUCGUGAACUAAGUCCUCAGAAGAACACACUCUUGUCACCUCUUCGGUAUUCAGCCCAAAUGGCACAUCACAGUUCUCUGAAACCACAGACACAACCCAAAUGCUUUGAGGUCGGUAACUUGAGACCUGCUGCCUCCCCAAAUCUGCUCCGAUCUUUGGAGGUCCGCAAUAUAGCAGACUCCUCUUUUCCAAGGACUACAAGAUUUCGUGGUGUGAAGGUAGACUCGCCUGGCAAAAGACCCGAUAUCAUUUCUAAAAUGGAGGCUAGGGACAUCACAGAGGUGGCAAACAAGGCAUCCAAAGAACCUGUGGGUUCUGUAAAUAACUUAGAAUUUCUAGCUUCGCUGGCCCGAAGCACAAGCAGGGAAAGUUUACAGAAUUCCUGCGGGACAGGCAGGUUUCGGACUUCUGGUAUUGCACUACCUACGAACCUCCAGUGUUUUCAGGAAGAAAGCUUUAGGAAAGCCUCUCCCCCAGAUGAAGCUGCUGAAUACUUCCUAUCUGCCCAUGGGCUUGGAAUGAAUGGAAAUGUUGCAGCUACAGGGAAAAGAGUAGCAGGUGAAGCAACCCAUCUCCCACCUGUGAAUGGUUCAAUGCAAACGAAAAAGAAAACUACAAAGCACUGCUUUCUCUGUGGCAAGAAAACUGGAUUGGCAACUAGCUACGAAUGCAGGUGUGGAAACAACUUCUGUGCAACUCAUCGCUAUGCAGAGACUCACACCUGCACCUACGAUUACAAGAGCGCGGGGCGGAGGUACUUGCAGGAGACUAAUCCCAUCGUUAGUGCACCAAAGCUUCCCAAAAUCUAACUAUGGUUGUGCUGCAUGUGGCUGUGCUGCCAUGGCGGAAUUGUAUUACAUUGAGAGAAGCAGCAUUUGCUUCGACUGCAUUUAUUUUGCCCUGCUCCAUAUCUAAAGAUUUGCCAAGUAACAAAAGCACAUGAGGAUGCAUCUGAUUGAAGAAUAAUGUGAACACUACUGUAGCUGACACCUUUAUUCUUUAGUGAAUCAAAAGUUUAAAAAGUAGUUUUUAAAAACUUACACUAUGAUUUUAACUGUUCUUGCACGUCUUGUGUUAAGUGUUUUAUAUCUGAAAAUGCUAUUUCACUAGACAAGUCUUUAAAAGAUGCACUUUACUAAGUUUCAUAUUUACUGUAUAACCAGACUUGAGGGGGUGCUGUAAUGAGGGUGUCAUGUAAUGUCUCUGUACUCUACCUUGUGUUUUGUCCAUUGUGUGGUAUCUUAAGUUAUUUCACUAGGAAGUCUCCCCCUUACUUCGAACCACCUGUCCAGAGCUUCAAAGAGUGUGGUACUUUCUGCACUUCUGUUCCGUUCAGUUUGGCAUUCAUAUACUGUGUAUCCAUUCUGCAAAUAACAUAUCAUGGUAAUCACACUAUUUCUUAAAAUACUACUCUUUAUAUGGCAGUUUUUUUAAAUAGAGAAUUCCCUUUGUUGCCAUUAAAUACAAGGAACAACUUAUUUUAACUUUUUUUGUAAUCCUAGAUUUUUUAAAACUUCACAACUUGGUUUGUUAAGAUGUUGAGUGCUGUUACCAGAAGAAAUUCUAAUAAAUAUUAAAUUUUA
Molecule: messenger RNA, 3248 nt
Organism: Trachemys scripta elegans
Lineage: Eukaryota; Metazoa; Chordata; Testudines; Emydidae
Gene: ZFAND4
Product: zinc finger AN1-type containing 4
Exons: 10
Coding region: 321-2474 (717 amino acids)
Molecular function (GO): zinc ion binding; protein binding
Source: RefSeq, a predicted model, not a curated record